AUGUCUGAGUCCUCCACUCCCCAUGGUGAUACAAGCCCAGUUCAGGCCACACCGCAACAAUCGCUCAACCGGUCCUGUGAAUCUUGCAGAAACCUCAAAGUUCGCUGUCUCCCCAACCCAACCACACCAAGCCAAUGUCAACGAUGUGCCAAAGGCAACAAGGCCUGCACCUUUGUAGCACCACAAAGGCGGCGGCCGCGUAAACGCACUGACUCCCGGGUCGCUCAACUGGAGAAGGAGAUGCGUUUGAUGCGCACUCUGAUCAAAGAUAAGAUUCGCGAAGAAAGCGAGCCCGAAUCUUCUGAUGCCAGCGAUAAUUCUCAAGACAACGAGUCUGGCGAUAUGGAUUAUCAGGGUGCCUUGGGGUCCAUCCCGGACUCCGCCGGGGGCACUUCUGACUCCUCCCGUUUCAUGGACUACUCUACCGAAUUUUUGGGCACAUCAAACUCCGGAAUGCAUGGAAGUGGACCGCUCUCAGCGCCACUGACCCUGUCAGGGUUGCAUGCCAAUUUUCUCACUGCGCCCAGCAGACCCCGCGAUGACGAUGUUGUCGAUCGUGGCAUCAUCUCUCUCGAAGAUGCGGAGCAAUUGGUCGCUUUUUUCAUUCAUGAACUGUCAACCAUUUUCCCAUUGGUCAUACUUCCACCAACUACUACGGCAGCACAGCUGCGACAGACAGCGCCGGUGCUCUUCCUUUCUGUGAUUUCUGCAGCUGCGAUCUCCAUCGAUGCAGACUUAGCCGGCAUUCUCAAUCGUGAGAUGGUCCGGUUAUAUGCAGAUCGGUUCUUCAUCGAGGGCGAAAAAUCACUAGAGCUGGUGCAGGCACUCUUGCUAAUGAUGAUCUUUUACUUCCCGCCGGGUUCGCCAUUGAAGCUGCAAUUUUACCAGUAUGCACACAUCGCAUCAACGAUGGCACUGGAGAUUGGACUCGCGACGAAACGGCGCACCACGCAGAAUAAUCCUGAUCGCAAAAGGUCAGGCCCACACGAUGAGCUUAUGGCGGAACAGGCUAGAGCUGUUCUUGGAUGUUACCAUUUAUCUUCCACUGUUGGGAUGAAGACUCGUCGACCAAGUUUGCUCCAGUUCAACGAUUGGAUGGCGGAGUGCGUUUUCAUGUUGGAGAAAUCACCUCACCAGACAGAUCAACGUCUAGCUGUGUGGUUCCAACUGCAGCGGAUCACCGAUGAAUCCCUAUCUUCAUUUGGUCUUGAUGACACUAGCUCUUUGUCGACAUUGACUGAAUCGCGAGUUCAAGCCGUGCUGCGAUGGUUCGAUAAGCAAAUGGAAUUAUGGAGAAAAAAUACUCCCAAUAAUUUGCUCACAGUGCCCAUAAUCCUCGAAUAUCGAUCCACCAUUCUGGCGAUGUACGAACUCAGCGUAGGGGCAGGCUAUCGAGAUCCUGACGCCGUCAAGCGACGAGACUUUACCCUCCCCAACUUAGAUCAAGACGGCAAUCUACAAAAUCCCAUCCCAAUGAGCGUAAUCCGCAUCGAUAUCACUGUGAAAUGGAUGAACGCAGCACAUGAGGUCCUAGAUGCCCUCUUGACAUGCAGUGCAGAAACGAUGCGUCGGUUCCCGAACCUGAUGUACACGCGGUUCACGAUGGCAAUGACCUCGUUACUGAAGAUCCAUUUCUCGGUACGAACUAGUACCCUCGGCGAAGUCGUCACACCCGAGACUGUGAAUGCCAGCUAUUACCUCAACGCGAUGUCCAAUAAACUGGCCGAGGCGAGCGGUGGUGGUAAAUAUAAGAUCCCCACUCGGUGGUACCACGUGAUAGCAGUCAAAAGCCGGGAUUGGUACGAACGCCUAGAGGAACGCUAUUCGGGCUCUUCCUCAAAUAGAACAAGGGUGGUUGGCGGGGACUCAUCAAACCCCACUGAACGAACGACCUCGACACAGGUGGCUUCACAUAAUCCGGCUGUACAUACGGACUCUGCCUUCCCCGUGACACCGAGUGUAUCACACAUGGCGCCAAAGAUCGAUAAUGGAUACGUCGCUAUGAGCGGCGCGGGUAUGUGGCCUAUCGAUGUGAGUCACCAAACUCCAUUCUUCCAGUCUCUCAAUGGUGGGUAUUCCCAGCAGGCAGCUUCGCUCCCGCAGCAAUUUGCGUUUGAUCCAUCAAGGCUCCCAUUUCAACAAAUUUCUGGCGCCAGCAUGGAGCUAGAUGGAUGGCUACCCGACGGAAGCAUUUUUGGCAUGCCACCUCUGCCUGAGUUUUGA
Messenger RNA from Penicillium pulvis, 2223 nucleotides. RefSeq lists its product as uncharacterized. Gene Ontology annotation, molecular function: DNA-binding transcription factor activity, RNA polymerase II-specific; transcription cis-regulatory region binding; zinc ion binding. The transcript is spliced from 3 exons. The record is from RefSeq and is a predicted model, not a curated record. NCBI's taxonomy places the organism in Eukaryota, Fungi, Ascomycota, Eurotiomycetes, Eurotiales, Aspergillaceae. Gene Ontology annotation, biological process: regulation of DNA-templated transcription; DNA-templated transcription. The coding region runs from base 1 to 2223 and encodes 740 amino acids. Gene Ontology annotation, cellular component: nucleus.